Nymphalis io (European peacock) is the source of this 1002-nucleotide messenger RNA. RefSeq lists its product as uncharacterized. NCBI's taxonomy places the organism in Eukaryota, Metazoa, Arthropoda, Insecta, Lepidoptera, Nymphalidae. The transcript has a single exon. The record is from RefSeq and is a predicted model, not a curated record. Bases 1 to 1002 code for a protein of 333 amino acids.
AUGGGUUCCGUUCAAGAAGAAAAGCCGGCGGAAAGUGCAGCUAAGACACACGUACGGGAACUGCGUAACACUGAACUUGUUUCCCGUUUGCUAGCAGCCACGCCGCCGUAUCUUUACAGCGCUUUACCACUUCAACCGCAUGCAUUUUUCUUUAGUGAAAUGCUUAGAUCGUUCGUUAACGCUCGUCAUGGCUGUCGACCACCGCAUUAUCACCGCCGCUUCAAGCGUCGUUCUCAUAAAUACUUUGCUGAAAACGAAACCGAAUGGCGACGUGACUGGACGAAACAGGAGGAGGAUAAGAAGGAACCAGAAAUGCGCCCUGAAGUUCCGCUUGAGCUGACCGUCGAUAAACAACCGAGAUCUUGCGAUCAGUCGCCAAGAAGAUUAUCACCCAAAACUGAAGUUCCUAAGUCAAGUAGUCCUGGACCUCCUGGAAGACAGUCUACAUUUGUCGAUGUCGGUACAGAGGAACUUCCCAAGCCAGCACCUUGUGCUGUGAGGAAUCCAGUUGAGACUAACGCUGUUCCUCCUUCAAAUUUGAUAUUACCGCCUCCACCGCCGAUGUGGUAUCCGCCGCUUUAUAAUCCUCAAUUUGGUGUUGAUCCGUUAAAUUUCUUCAUUGAUUUACGCGUGUCGGGCCAUAUUUAUGACAGGAAAAGAACUAUGACAGAAGCAAUUGAUCCAAACGGCGGCUCUGAAAUAAGGAAUGAUGAAUCUAAUUUGGAAAAGAGACUUGGAAAGGAUUUUGGACAAAAACCUCGUCAUUUAUCUGCUUUCUCAGUCCCCGUUCGAUCAAAUCAUAGUCAAGUUGACGGACCAGACAAAUUCUUUGAGCGCAGUAACAGAUUUUUAGGAAAGCCAAACGGGACGUCGUACAUAAUGAGAAAUUUAAAAAGUGUGUAUGAUAAUCUGCACUCUAUUGAUCAUAAAGAAGAUGUAAAAGACAAAAACGAAGAUACAAAAGGUGAAUCGUCAGAUUUGGAAGAAGACAUUAUGGACUAA